Messenger RNA from Heteronotia binoei (common prickly gecko), 2434 nucleotides. Its product is annotated as E3 ubiquitin-protein ligase Topors-like. The transcript has 3 exons. Gene Ontology annotation, biological process: protein monoubiquitination; protein polyubiquitination. Lineage: Eukaryota; Metazoa; Chordata; Lepidosauria; Squamata; Gekkonidae. Gene Ontology annotation, molecular function: ubiquitin protein ligase activity; metal ion binding. The record is from RefSeq and is a predicted model, not a curated record. The coding region runs from base 586 to 2340 and encodes 584 amino acids.
GGCACCUGUAGGGAAACUCCUUCUGUAAGGCUGAAGAAGAUGCAGGUUCAGCUUGUCUUCAACUGUAUUGAUGAGCCUACCUUUUAGCUGCCUUGUUUAAGCUCUUGGAACCUUGCUACCUGAACUGACUGAUUAUCUGGACUGUGCUACUGAGCCCUAGGCUUCAACUUUGGAUUGGAACCCUAGCACCCUUGUGUCCUGGGACUUGAUUCGGCCUGGUGAGUAGGACAGGAUUCAGGACUGCAGAUUCAACGGAUUUGUCAUAUGGUGGAGCUCUUUUGGGCUGCAUCACAGCAGACUGAAUGUCCAUUUGCUUGAAUAUGCCUGGAAGGAGGGAGUGUGCAAGCCUGUGGCAUGGUCUCUGUCUUCCCAAUCAUAUUUUAGAGGAUUGGGAAUAUUAUAUUUGAAUUGACUGGACUGUUUGCAAUCCUAUGCUCAUUCCUUUGGAGUAAACCCAAUUAAACUGACUUGGAAUUACUUAGCAAAUGAAGAUUAAUGUGGAUGUGAAUUCUGCUGCGAACCACCCAAUUUCAGUUUAAGCUUGAAGGCCUCACCCAACGAAACCCAAGGCAUAAUUAUCAGAUUAUGGCAUCAUCCAAUGAAGAGCUUAGUUCUGACCACAGCUUUUCAUCUGAGACUGAGACAGGAAAUGAGAACAUGGCCAUGGCAGCAGAUGGGCCUUCAGACUCAAGGUGUCCUAUCUGUUUGGAAAGAAUCCGAAAUGUGGCAUUCUUAAAUCCCUGCUUCCAUAGAUUUUGUUUUGGUUGUAUCCUAGAGUGGUCAGACAGGAAAGCUGAGUGCCCACUUUGUAAGCAGCGAUUCCUCUCAUUCUUUCACACCAUCAGGUCUGACACUGAUUUUGAAGAAUACAUUAUACGCUUUGAAAAUUCAUCCUAUGGCACGUGCGGGGAGAGGUCAGAAAUGGCUGAAGGACUUGAGUCACUGCUAGAUACUGGGAUCUUGUAUGAAGGAAACCCAGGUCUCCACACUCAAACUAGGAUGGGAACACUUGAUAAGCUGAUGAGACAUCUGGGAAUAAGGAGGUCAUCUCACCCUGCAGGAAUAUCCCUUGGUCAGGUUCGAGAACAAGUUACUAUUAAGUUCAGGAGGGCGCUUUAUCAGUCUGGAGUGCGUGUCAGAAAUGUCCAAAGUGGAGGAUUUUAUAGAGAUAUAUCAGCAAAUUUUUUCCAGAGGAACCCAGUCCGUCUCAACAGACUAGUUCCUUGGCUGAAACGUGAGCUGAAAGUGCUCUGGGGUACACAUUCAUCCUUAAUCAACAAUACACAGCGCAUCAUUUUGAAUAACAUAACUAUCUAUGAUCUAGACAGCCAAGCAUUUGCUGAUACUAUACAUCCUUAUUUGCUGCAUUACACCAGUCAUUUCUUGCAUGAGUUCAUUAAUUUUGCCCGUUCCCCUUUCAACAUUAAGGCCUAUGACUGGCGAGCCACUUAUGACAUUCCCUUUCCAAUGCAUGAUGACAGUUUCCAAUCUUAUUCAUCACUUACUACAUCAUCUUCAGAAGAAGAGGAAGAGGAAGAAGUGGAAACUGAAGAGUCUGAGGAGGAGGAGGAAGAGGAGGAGGAAGAUGAUGAAUCAGCAACAAGUUAUGAGGAAGCAUCAUGGGAUGAAGAAAUUUUAGGUUCAGUCAGUUUAGGUUCAGAUGAGAGUGUGGAGGAGUAUUUUCUGCCUUUUGGAAUUUCAGAUGGAGAACUUGUUAGAAGUGAAGAAAACAUGCAUGCAUCUUUUCAAGCUGAUUCACAUUUAGGUGCACACGACAGACACUGCCCGUUGCACAAAUGUGUCGUCAAUCAGAUAGAAGAUAGUACACCAAUGCUAUGCAAAUCUAUCCCCAGUUGCAUGGAGAAUUCACAACUCAACAUUGAAAAUGCUGAUGAAGAAGAAGUGAAUGCAGAAGAGAAGGGUUUAAGAAGUCAUAGCUUUGGAGUUGGCACUGGUAGUAGAGCUUCAGCUGUCACUCAUGUUGACCACCUUGCCUGCAGUAACCAAGUGCCUGAGCCUUUGCAGACUCCAUCUCAGCAGCAAAAAAAAGAUAGUGCAGAUCGGACAUCACAAGAAAAAGACCCAGUGAGCACAAAGCUGAUCCCUCACACAGGGGAUGAGAUUAUUUUCAUUGAGAUGCUGCAGCCCAAAGCAGAAGAUGUUUUGGUUAUUGAGCAAAUUGAACUGAAAACAAGAGAAACGAACAGACCAGAACAGCAGCUAUGGCAAGGCGAAGAAAUUGCUAGAUCUGCAGGACUGCCGUCCUCCACGGAAGGCGUACCAUGUGGUUCACCUAACCAGUGGGAAGGUGGAUGCUUUUCAUGUGUCAGAAGACCCUGAUUAGCACAUCAUCAAAGCCAAUACCAUAACCCGCAAGGGAACCCUGUUAAAUCGUUCUCUUAUUGAGGUUAUUCAUGUUACACUCAAUCCAAUA